This is a messenger RNA of Purpureocillium lilacinum, 2820 nucleotides long. Its product is annotated as glucokinase. NCBI's taxonomy places the organism in Eukaryota, Fungi, Ascomycota, Sordariomycetes, Hypocreales, Ophiocordycipitaceae. Gene Ontology annotation, biological process: glucose metabolic process; carbohydrate phosphorylation; intracellular glucose homeostasis. The record is from RefSeq and is a predicted model, not a curated record. Gene Ontology annotation, cellular component: cytosol; mitochondrion. Gene Ontology annotation, molecular function: D-glucose binding; fructokinase activity; glucokinase activity.
AUGGAGUUUUACCUCGUGAAUCUCUUCGUCUUCUGUGCCAUCAACGUGGGCCUCAUCUGCUGCCAGCGCCGACGCACACUCCAGGCUGCUCGGCGCUCCGCCAGCCACGCGACCCGAGACCAUGACACUACAGAGCAUGCCGGGCAUCUCCACGUCCACUUCCUGGUAGUCUAUGCUUUUGCCGUCGCCGCCGACUGGCUCCAGGGCCCGCACAUCUACGCCAUCUACAAAUACGAAAAGCAUCUUCCAGAGGAGCUUGUUGCGCUUUUGCUCUUCCUGCUUCUUCUUGGUCGCGUGCUCGGUGGAAUCUCGACGACCCUCCUGUUCAGCGUAUUCGAGACUUGGUUGAUCGCCGAGUUCCACCGCCCGGGGGCAGAUAGGUCAGGUAUCACCCUGGAUAAGAUAUUCGGACGCAUGACGCUGGUCAGCAGUACCGUGGCCAUCGUCUCCGGCGUCGCCGGUGAUGCCUUGGUGGAAGCUACAGGAACUCGCAUCUGGCCAUUCGCUGCUAGUUCGCUGAGCUCCAUGGUUGCUGGCUUCCUCAUUUUGGUGCUCUGGCGCGAAAACUACGGCAAUCCACCGGCAGCCAAAGGUCUAAUAUUCCGUCUCCAUCAAGGCGCGCGGAAAGCCUUUGCGAACAAGCAAAUAAUGGCAUUGGGUCUCGCUUCCUGCUGCCUGGAGGGAGCCAUGUACUUGUUCGUGUUUUUCUGGUCGGCUGCGCUCAAAAGCGCUCGGGAGCGGGCUCGCCCUGACGAGGACGUGCCAUACGGGCUCAUCUUCUCGAGCUUCAUGUGUUCCAUGGCAUCAGGAUCCCUCAUCCUACAAACGGUCUUUGGGGCCCUCUCGGUGGAAACCGCUGCCGUCAAUGUGGGCAUCUCGAUGCUAGUUGCGAGUGCAUGUUUCUCUGGCGCGGCCUUUUUCGAGAACGAGUCACUGAUAUUCUGGAGUUUCUGCGUCCUCGAAUCCUGCUUUGGGGCUUACUUUCCAGCCAUGGCUGCCCUCAAGAGCCAGGUUGUCGAGGAUGACAUUCGCGGCAGCGUCUACAGCUCCCUCAGGCUACCGCUGAAUUUGUUUGUCGUGGUCGCCCACAGUCUCGACUGCGAAGGCGACAACCAUCGGAACCGCGUCUUUCUGCUGGCGCAGCUCGUGCUCCACGACGCCAAGCUCCGUCUCCUCCAGCUCGCCUCGCCCGUCGCCGUCUUCUUCUCUCACCACUCUCCUCGCCUCCCGCCCAGACCUCGUGCCUCACCCGCCGCCGAUUCCCUCGACAUUGGGCCCGUCUGCCUGAAUCCCGCCCCGUUCCCGACCGUCCCACCCGCCUCCCAUCCUCUCACCAUGGCCCUCGCAGCCGAGACGAAGCGGGUUGUCGAGCAAUUCGACUUCUCCGACAGCGAUGUCGACGUCCACGUUAAGGAGUUCUUGCGGCAAAUGGACGAGGGGUUAGAAAAAGAUGGCACGAGCCUCAGCCAGAUCCCCACUUACGUCACUGGAGUCCCCAACGGCACAGAAAAGGGCCUGUACAUGGCCGUCGACCUGGGCGGAACCAACUUUCGCGUCUGCGCCAUUCAGCUCAAUGGCGACACGACCUUCAACCUGACAUACUCCAAGGUUGCCAUCCCGGCGGAGCUCAUGGUGGCUAAGACGUCGUCGGAGCUUUUCGCUUUCCUCGCCAAGCAGAUUGAGCUGUUCCUCAAGGAGCAUCAUGCGGAGCGGUUCGCUAGCAACGUGCAGCGGUCCAGCACGCCCGGUGGACCCCGCGAUGAGAACAUAUUCCGCCUCGGCUUCACCUUCAGCUUCCCCGUCAAGCAGCUGGCAAUUAACAAGGGCCUGCUCAUGAGAUGGACCAAGGGCUUCGACAUUCCCGAUGCGGUGGGCAAGGACGUGUGCGCCCUGCUGCAGACGGAAAUCGACAAGCUCGGCCUGCCGGUCAAGGUGGCUGCCCUAGUCAACGACACCGUUGGGACGCUUAUGGCGCGCUCCUACGCGUCGACCGGCAAGCACCGAUCCAUCAUGGGCGCCAUCUUCGGCACCGGCACCAACGGUGCGUACAUCGAGAAGACGGCCAACAUCAAGAAGCCCAUCGAGGGCGAAUACGACGCUUCGACCGGUGAGAUGGUCGUCAACGUCGAGUGGGGCUCGUUCGAUAACCAGCUCAACGUCAUGCCGACGACGCCGUGGGACAAGGCGCUGGAUCUCGAGACGCCCAACCCCGGCUUCCAGAUGUUCGAGAAGAGAAUCUCGGGCAUGUUCCUCGGCGAGCUGGUGCGACUGGCGAUUGUGGACAUGAUGAAGAACGAAGAAAUCUCGCUGUUCCGGGACAUCAACUCGAGCUUCAACGACUGGAUGACGACCACCAGCAUCCCCAAGGAGUCGGGGCUGCUCAAGACGGGAGGCCUGGACAGCGCCAUCUUGUCGGUCGCCGCCGCCGACAACAGCCCGGAGCUGUCGACGCUCCGACAGUCGCUGGAGAACACCCUCCACGUGUACAACCCGGCCCUGGAGGACGCGCAGGCCUUCAAGGCCGUCGCCGGCGCUGUCGUCCGCCGCGCGGCCCGCAUGUCGGCCGUCGCCCUCGGCGCCAUCGCCCUGCGGUCGGGCCUGCUCGAGGACCCCAACGAGGACGUGCUUGACAUUGGCGUCGACGGCAGCCUGGUGGAGCACUACCCCUUCUUCCGUGAAAUGAUCUACGAGGCGCUCCCGGCCGUCGAGGGCAUCGGGGCCGCCGGCGCCAAGAAGAUCCGCAUCGGCAUCGCUAAGGACGGCAGCGGCGUCGGCGCCGCGCUGAUUGCGCUCGUGGCGCAGCAGCAGGAGGGUAAAUGA